GUGCGAGUUUCCAGAUGUGCAGGUGCUGCUGCUGCCACCUCUGUCACUGCCGCCGCCUUUGCAGCUGCAGAGGAGGAGGUGGAGGAGGAGGAGAUGGAAUCCCCCAGUUCUGCCUCAGAUGUGUUCUGCAAUCGGAUCCUCAGCAUGGUGAAUUCAGAGGAUGUAAAUGCCAUCAUUCAGGCUCAGAAGAACAUGCUGGACCGAUUUGAGAAAACCAAUGAAAUGCUCUUGAACUUUAACAACCUGUCCAACGUCCGCAUGCAGCAGAUGAGUGAGCGUUUCACACACCAUACCAGGACAUUGAUGGAGAUGAAGAAGGACCUGGACAGCAUCUUCCGCAGGCUCAGGACUCUGAAAGCCAAGCUGUCAAAGCAGUACCCAGAUGCUUUUAGUCAUAUCCAUGAGUCUCCCAUCCUGGAAGAGGAAGAUGAUGAUGUGGACCCCAUCCCAGCCAGCUCAGCUACCACCAUUGCUACCUCAGAGCAGAGUACGGGGUCGUGUGACACAAGCCCAGAUAUUAUCUCUCCAGUCCUGAGCCCAGAUUUUGAAGAUUUAUCCCAAGGUCGGCUGGACUCCCCAGCUGUGAAUGGGGAGAGUCUGACAGGUGAUGAGGAUGAUGAGGAUGGUGGUGAGAGGGCCCAGGAGUAGGAGGAGCUGCCCUCUACCCCAAGUCCCAAGGAGUCAAUGCGUCAUAGGGUACAAACAGGAGGGCCUUCCCAUCUUCCAGCAUCCUGGAAAGGUGGUCCUGGCUGGUCCUCCCACAGCUUAGAACAACACACCUGGUGGGGGACAACUCCAGAAAGGAUUCUUCUCUGGCCUUUGCGGGCCAUGGAGCCAUGCCCCUGGGCCUGAAGUCAGAGGUUGGGGGUUAGGCCAGCCUCGUUGGGGGGAUGGUCACACAGUGGGUUUCCCCAGCUUUUUUUUGCUAAUGCUUUUCUGCUGGUAUCUUGCUCCCCAAGUUCCUUUCUUCUCUGUCCCCCAACCCCAGUUCCUAGUGUUUCUGCACAUAUGAAGCCAAGCUUGGGCUCUUCCAGACCUACUUCUAGGGGUCUUGGCAUCCCACAGGUUUGUUCUGAGCCCUGUGUUAACAAGAAAGCUCAUAGACUUGACUGGGCAAUGUGGCUCAGAGGCCGGUUGUCCAUAAUUCAGUGAAGUUGUUCCUGUUAGGAAAUCCAGAGCCAGGGCCCGACUCGGAAGCCACUGAUUGUGGCUUCAACUCAUGCUUAUGCUAACCCUUCUCCUUCCUGGUACAGACAGACAGACAAGACACACACACAAAUGCACACAUACACAUAAACACAGAAACAAAACAUGUACUUGGGCACAUAUACACACAUACAUAUACAUGUAUUCAUGCUCAUGCUUACACAUAUUAGGCACCAAGUAUUUUCUUCUGUUGGUACCUUUAGGGCUUGUUUGAAACGAGGAAAGUUUUUGAGAUGGAAGUUCAAAGGAAGUUGUUUACUCUCAUGGAUAGUGCUUGAGCAGAGACCAGCCACCAUUUAUUUUUCUGUGGAGAGAGGAGAAAGAACUACCAAGCCACUGCCUCCUCCUCCUCCUCCUCCUCCCCCUCCCUCAGGGCCCUCAGCCCAGUGGGUAGGGACAUCUUUGGAAAUAAAAGUUUAAUUGACUAUUUUUGUACCCUAAGUUUACACAUACUGUGGGGGAAAUAAAUAAAAUUCUCUGUUGCUACGAGGGUCAGGCUGAA
Messenger RNA from Gracilinanus agilis (Agile Gracile Mouse Opossum), 1708 nucleotides. RefSeq names its product KxDL motif containing 1 (gene KXD1). Gene Ontology annotation, cellular component: BORC complex. Gene Ontology annotation, biological process: lysosome localization. NCBI's taxonomy places the organism in Eukaryota, Metazoa, Chordata, Mammalia, Didelphimorphia, Didelphidae. The coding region runs from base 94 to 648 and encodes 184 amino acids. The transcript has 5 exons. The record is from RefSeq and is a predicted model, not a curated record.